AUGUAUUUCUUUGCAGAAUACGGAGUUACCAGUUUGGAGCUGCUGGAGCUGCGGGUGCCGGCACACGUGGCGCUUGGCACGCGCGCGGCGCUGGCGUGCCGCUGGGCGCUGGGCCCGGCCGACGUGCUCUACUCCGUCAAGUGGUAUAAGGACGGCAAGGAGUUCUUCCGCCACGUACCGCGCGACCACGAACCUCGAAGGAAGUUUCCUUUGCCAGGAGUCGACGUCGAGAAAUCAAGUCCAAAUGGUGCAAAUAUAACGCUCUACCCUGCCGUGUUGGAGACGGGGGGCCGUUACCGGUGCGAGGUGUCGGGAGAACGACCCCUGUUCCCUACCGUGUCCGAUCAUGGAGACAUGGUUAUUGUUGCUCUUCCUGACCACGGUCCCACAAUCACAGGGUCCCGUCUUCGAUACCAGAUUGGAGAUAGAGUCCAAGUCAAUUGCACAUCAGGUCGGUCCAGACCUGCCACAAGACUAGCAUGGUAUAUCAAUGGAGAACCAGCCCCCUCUAUAGCUCUCGUACCACCCACACACGAGAAGCAUGAAGAUGGACUGGAAACCACAAGUCUGGCGCUCGACUUCAAAGUGAAGCCUAAACAUUUUAGGAAAGGAGACCUAAAACUUAAGUGUCUAGCAACAAUAGCAACAGUGUAUUGGCGGAGCAAUGAAGAGAGUGUGCAGGGUGAGAGACUGAAGGGGUACUCCAGGUCCAGGGAGCUGACUGAGAGCUCCAGGGCUGACAGGGUGCAAGCGGCGGGGAAGCCAGGCAGUGCAGCCGCUACCCACGCCAUCACACUCUACCUGCCCCUCCUCUGUGUCAUAAUACACAUAUCACAACACAAGUACCAUUCGUAA
This is a messenger RNA of Spodoptera littoralis (African cotton leafworm), 855 nucleotides long. NCBI's taxonomy places the organism in Eukaryota, Metazoa, Arthropoda, Insecta, Lepidoptera, Noctuidae. The record is from the annotation of a GenBank genome assembly.